AUGACAAAAAGGAAAUGGUCACAGAGGAGAGAGGGAAUCCGGGCGAGCUCUACCAGGGAGGAGCCUCAGGGCCCUAGCCGCCCCACCAGCAGGGGGCGCUUCUCUGAGUCCUGGAAGAGGCUGAGUUCCCGACAGGGGUCCACCAAAAGGUCAGGACUUGCUGCCCAGCAAGCAGCGGCCCAGAAAUCAUGGAUCGAGAGAGCCUUCAGCAAGAGGGAGUGUGUUCACAUUAUAGUGAGUGCCAAAGACCCCCACAGAUGCUGUUGUGGGCGUCUGAUUGGCCAGCAUGUGGGUUUGCCCCCAAGCAUCUCCACCAAUCAGAAUGACAAACUGGAGCGGCCUACAAAGAAUGACAGCCUAUCAGAGAAAUGGUCCAUCAGCAAGCACACCCAGCUCAGCCCCACGGACGCUUUUGGAACCAUCGAGUUCCAAGGCGGGGGGCACUCCAACAAGGCUAUGUAUGUCAGAGUGUCUUAUGACACAAAGCCUGAUCUUCUCCUUCACCUGAUGACGAAAGAGUGGCAGCUGGAGCUUCCCAAACUGCUCAUCUCUGUUCAUGGUGGCCUGCAGAACUUCGAACUCCAACCUAAACUCAAACAGGUCUUUGGCAAGGGUCUCAUCAAGGCUGCCAUGACAACAGGAGCCUGGAUCUUCACUGGUGGUGUCAACACAGGAGUUAUCCGACAUGUCGGAGAUGCACUGAAAGACCACGCUUCCAAGUCUCGAGGAAAGAUCUGCACCAUCGGAAUUGCCCCUUGGGGAAUAGUGGAAAAUCAGGAAGAUCUUGUUGGCAAAGAUGUGGUAAGACCGUACCAGACCAUGUCCAACCCUCUCAGUAAACUGACUGUGCUCAACAGCCUCCACUCUCAUUUCAUCCUGGCGGAUAAUGGCACCACGGGGAAGUAUGGGGCGGAGGUAAAACUCCGUAGACAGCUGGAGAAGCACAUCUCCCUUCAGAAGAUCAACACCAGGAUUGGGCAGGGUGUGCCAGUGGUGGCGUUAAUUGUAGAGGGCGGGCCAAACGUGAUCUCUAUCGUGCUGGAGUACCUGAGGGACACGCCCCCCGUCCCCGUGGUCGUGUGCGAUGGAAGCGGUCGCGCCUCCGACAUCCUCGCGUUCGGACACAAAUACUCAGAGGAAGGAGGGGUUAUAAAUGAAUCCUUGAGAGAUCAGUUGUUGGUGACCAUUCAGAAGACGUUCACAUACAGUCGAACUCAGGCCCAGCACCUUUUCAUUAUCCUCAUGGAGUGCAUGAAAAAGAAAGAACUGAUUACAGUGUUCCGGAUGGGUUCUGAGGGACACCAAGACAUUGAUUUGGCCAUCCUCACAGCACUUCUUAAAGGGGCCAAUGCAUCUGCUCCUGACCAGCUGAGCCUGGCUUUGGCCUGGAAUAGAGUGGACAUCGCACGCAGUCAGAUCUUUAUCUAUGGACAGCAGUGGCCGGUGGGCUCUCUUGAGCAGUCGAUGUUGGAUGCACUGGUGCUGGACAGAGUGGACUUUGUGAAGCUGCUAAUUGAAAACGGAGUUAGCAUGCAUCGGUUUCUUACACUUUCCAGACUGGAGGAGCUGUACAACACGAGGCAUGGACCAUCCAACACACUGUACCAUCUUGUCAGAGAUGUGAAAAAGCAAGAGUAUCCAGGGUUCAGUUGGAUCUACCUAAAGGGUAAUCUGCCACCUGACUACCGCAUCAGCCUCAUCGACAUCGGAUUGGUCAUCGAGUACCUAAUGGGCGGAGCCUACCGCUGCAAUUACACCAGAAAACGUUUCAGAACCCUGUAUCACAACCUCUUUGGUCCCAAGAGACCAAAAGCCUUGAAGUUACUUGGAAUGGAGGAUGACAUGCCAAUUAGGAGGGGCCGCCAGAAGACGACGCGUAAACGUGAGGAGGAAGUUGACAUCGACCUGGAUGACCCUGAGAUCAAUCACUUUCCUUUCCCCUUCCAUGAGCUGAUGGUGUGGGCAGUACUAAUGAAACGCCAGAAGAUGGCGCUGUUCUUCUGGCAGCACGGAGAAGAGGCUAUGGCGAAAGCGCUGGUGGCCUGCAAACUGUGCAAAGCCAUGGCACAUGAAGCCUCUGAGAAUGACAUGGUGGAUGAUAUCUCGCAGGAGCUCAACCAUAAUUCAAGGGAGUUUGGUCAGUUGGCUGUGGAACUGCUGGACCAGUCGUAUAAACAAGAUGAGCAGAUGGCCAUGAAACUGUUGACCUACGAACUGAAGAACUGGAGCAACGCCACCUGUCUGCAGCUGGCAGUAGCAGCCAAACACCGCGACUUCAUCGCACAUACCUGCAGCCAGAUGCUCCUCACAGACAUGUGGAUGGGUCGUCUGCGCAUGCGUAAGAACUCUGGCCUGAAGGUGAUUCUUGGAUUACUGCUGCCCCCUUCCAUCCUGAGUCUGGAAUUUAAGAAUAAGGACGAGAUGUCGUACGUACCCCAGGACCAGGAGGCGUACCUGCAGGAGAGAGACGCUGACGAACCUGAAAAACCAGCCAAAGAAAAGGAGGAUGAAGACAUGGAGUUCACAGUAAGAUCCUACUGUGAGACGCAGUACAAUUCCGUGGCCAUGCUGGGGAAUGUUAACACUGAAACUUCUCGAAAGAAGGACGUGGAGGAGGUCCAGAACCGGCAUCGGUUGAUUCCACUGGGUCGCAAGAUCUAUGAGUUUUACAAUGCCCCAAUCGUCAAGUUCUGGUUCCAUACGAUGGCGUAUGUGGGUUACCUGAUGCUUUUUAACUACAUUGUGCUGGUUAAGAUGGACCUGUGGCCCUCCCCUCAGGAAUGGAUCGUCAUUGCUUACAUCUUCACCAAUGGGAUUGAGAAAAUGAGAGAGAUCCUGAUGUCAGAACCAGGAAAGCUACUGCAGAAGGUGAAAGUGUGGCUCCAAGAGUACUGGAACAUCACUGACCUAAUGGCCAUCCUCAUAUUCUCGAUUGGCAUGGUGCUCCGCCUCCAGGACCCGCCACUCAUGAGCUACGGGCGGGUCAUCUACUGUGUCAACAUCAUCUAUUGGUACAUUCGCCUGCUUGACAUCUUUGGUGUCAACAAGUACCUGGGUCCCUACGUAAUGAUGAUUGGGAAGAUGAUGAUAGAUAUGAUGUACUUUGUGAUCAUCAUGCUGGUGGUGUUGAUGAGUUUCGGGGUGGCCAGGCAGGCCAUCUUAAACCCAAACGAGGAUCCAUCCUGGAUGUUGGCGCGGAACAUUUUUUUCAUGCCCUACUGGAUGAUCUACGGAGAGGUGUUUGCUGAUCAAAUUGACCAUAUGAAUAGUAGGAAGCCACAGCACAGGCUGAAUGAAAAACUCUGGCUGGUCGAAAAUUACUUUCGAACGCACGGAAACGGGCGUAACAAUGGUCCAUCCCACUUAGCGCCCUGUGGACAGAACAUCACAACAGAGGAUGGGGCUAUUGUUCCUCUCCCCCCAUGUAAAACUGGAGCCUGGAUUGUUCCAGCCAUUAUGGCCUGCUAUCUGCUCGUGGCCAACAUCCUGCUAGUCAACCUACUCAUUGCUGUCUUUAAUAACACAUUCUUCGAGGUAAAGUCCAUCUCCAACCAAGUGUGGAAGUUCCAGCGGUACCAGCUGAUCAUGACAUUCCAUGAGAGGCCCGUUCUUCCUCCUCCCCUCAUCAUCUUCAGUCACAUGACAAUGGUGCUGAAGCACAUAUGCUGUCGCUGGCGCAAACAAGAUGAUGAUGAACGUGACUAUGGGCUGAAACUAUUCAUCACAGAGGAUGAGCUGAAGAAAUUGCAUGAUUUUGAGGAGCAAUGCAUCGAGGAGUAUUUCAGAGAGAAAGACGAUCGCUUCAACUCUUCCAAUGAUGAGAGAAUCAGGGUGACCUCUGAAAGGGUGGAGAACAUGGCAAUGAGGUUAGAGGAGGUGAACGAGAGGGAGCACUUUAUGAAGGCAUCUCUCCAGACUGUGGACAUUCGUCUGGCACAGAUGGAGGAUAUGCUGGGCCGUAUUGCCACGGCCUUGGAACGUGCCACUGGGCUUGAGCGUGGAGAGGUCAACAAGGUUCGGUCAAGAACCUCAUCAGACUGUACCGACACUAACUACAUCCUUAGACAAAGCAGUUUCAACAGCCAGGAAGGUAAUGCCUACCGCCUUCAAGAGUCUCUGGAACAAGGUGGAGAGGAAUCCAUUUCCCCUACAUCACCGACUGUACUUGCUCCUCGUGCAAGAAGCCACUCCUUUUAUGUUGGUGGAUCCAGAGAAAAGGGUGGGGCAGAGAGGAUGGAAGGCUUCUUUAAGGAGCGGUCUCUGAGUCUGCACCGAGCUAAUAGUUCGCAGUCUGUGGCUUCAGGCUCUGCCCUUAAAGACUCAAAGCCUCCCCCGUUAAAUACCUUGUCCGUCUCCCAGCAACAUCGCCCUUCGUCAUGCAUAGACAUUUACGUUUCUGCCUCGGAGGAGGCCCCACCCACUGAGAGCUUUCUGGAGCCAAUUAGGAUGCCCCCACCACUUGCAAGGGAUUCCUCACUCCACUCUGAGAUCAUGGAGGUAGUGCUUUCCGGAGGGCGGGACUACAGUGAACGUUCAGGGGGUGGAGAAAGACAGUCUGAUGGGACGGUUUUAUUUGAUGACAGCGCGGCUGCCGACCUAUCGCUAUGCUCUGGCAACUUGCUCCCAGACACCCUGCCCCCAUGGGACUUGGAUCCCUCUCCCCCACCAUCUGCUGGUAUUCUGGAACGUUCUAAGAGUAGCCGUUACCUUUCGGCAGGUCCCCUUUUCCUGGACGAGGCACCGCUCGUGAAGUCGCAUAGCCUUAUGUUCCCGCCGCGCGGUUACUAUGGCAACCUGGGUGUUCAAGUCAAAGCGGCUGAGUACACAAGCAUCACUGACUGCAUCGACACUCGUUGUGUCUCCACCCCUUACCCGGUCCCUGAACGUUCGGAUUCACCAGGGGGAUCCUUCACCUUUGAAAAACCCCAGGACAUGGGCACCUCACACCCGGAACGCGAGGCUGAGCUCAGCCACGCCGAGUCCGAUCCAGAGGAUCAUGCUGAGGGGUCUGCAGACCCCGAUCACGCAGCAUGCCCACCGGGAGGUACCGACAUGGGCAUCGGUUUGGGCCUUGGACCAUACUCUUCCCCUUUGUCCAGGCUAGAGCGAGCCAACAGCUGUUCCUCCUCAGAAGAUUCCCAUUCCACCAAUGCCUACGCCCGCAAGAGCUUCUCCAUCAGUGAGAGGAUGGACAGGGGCCGUGGUGGCCCCAGAAACCCCUUCCAGCGCAGCAAAUCUGGAGCCCGACCGGAGGGCAAGGCGGACACGCUGUCCAUGCGGAAGCUGGCUAAACCUUCCACCUUUCGCAGUUUUGACAGCAGGCACAACUACACGUGA
Molecule: messenger RNA, 5337 nt
Organism: Chanos chanos (milkfish)
Lineage: Eukaryota; Metazoa; Chordata; Actinopteri; Gonorynchiformes; Chanidae
Gene: trpm3
Product: transient receptor potential cation channel, subfamily M, member 3
Exons: 27
Coding region: 1-5337 (1778 amino acids)
Biological process (GO): protein tetramerization; monoatomic cation transmembrane transport; metal ion transport
Cellular component (GO): plasma membrane
Molecular function (GO): monoatomic cation channel activity
Source: RefSeq, a predicted model, not a curated record